GUACGCGCCUAUUGCAACGAGAAUGCAGAUUUCCUCGACAUGGUUCAGCUUGGCACUACGCUGGAGGCGCUCAUGAAGCUCGCACGAAAGAUGUGGGCCGCGGACGAUCGCAUCAACAAUGCGAUGACAUUGAUUUUGAACAAGGAGCUCUACCAGCAAGGGCGUGAUCCCAUCGACGGCCCGGCUGACAUCAUUGGCACUCUGGGCCUCCGAGAAACUUUCCAGGUCAUGGCCUAUGCCGCCCUUGACUUGCCUAGGGACGAGAUGAAGCACGUUGGUGCCGUUUCGUCGAUGGCCUGGGCCCUGGCCACUGCCAAUGUGCCUUUAGCCUCCUUGCAGAUCAAGGUUGCCAAGGGCAUCUUGGCCAAUAUCGAUAAG
Molecule: messenger RNA, 378 nt
Organism: Symbiodinium pilosum
Lineage: Eukaryota; Dinophyceae; Suessiales; Symbiodiniaceae
Source: the annotation of a GenBank genome assembly